Alnus glutinosa is the source of this 633-nucleotide messenger RNA. RefSeq names its product umecyanin-like. The transcript has 2 exons. Gene Ontology annotation, cellular component: plasma membrane. Bases 76 to 567 code for a protein of 163 amino acids. The record is from RefSeq and is a predicted model, not a curated record. Gene Ontology annotation, molecular function: electron transfer activity. NCBI's taxonomy places the organism in Eukaryota, Viridiplantae, Streptophyta, Magnoliopsida, Fagales, Betulaceae.
AGAGUUCCUCAUCUCGCAUAGACAUUCUUAGAGAGAGUUGUCAGGGACGACCUGUACGUGGAACACAGCAUUAAUAUGGGCAGCCGCAUGGGUUUGAUCGGGUACUUUGUCAUCGUGGUAGGUAUACUUGUGAGGGGUGCAACAGCUAAAACAGUUUAUGAGGUUGGGGGCAGCGUUGGCUGGACUGUUCCCCCAAACACCUCCUACUACUCCACCUGGGCUACCACAAAUUUACAGACAUUCCUUCUUGGCGACGAACUUUCAUUCAACGGGACGGGGACGCACACCAUGGUGGAUGUAUCCAAGGCUUAUUACGAUAACUGCACAACGGAUAUAGGUAUAGUAUUUGGUAGCCCAAUAAUAUUCACUCCUCAAACCGCUGGUUCUUACUAUAUAAUCUGCACCGUUGAUGAUCACUGUACACGAGGUCAAAAGUUUUCUUUCACCGUAAUUGGAUCGUCAGCUGAACAACCCACGUCCGCCGCUUCAUCUCUAAGCGUCAGUGCCUUAUUUGCAGUGCUCUCCGCCACAGUCAUCUAUUUCUUGGCUUUCCUCUAUAUUAAUUAAUUAAUGUGUCCCCAUAGUAUAACAGUUGUUGAUUGUUAUGAAUUCAUCUGUCUUGUUCUUCUACUA